Molecule: messenger RNA, 381 nt
Organism: Rotaria sp. Silwood1
Lineage: Eukaryota; Metazoa; Rotifera; Eurotatoria; Philodinida; Philodinidae
Source: the annotation of a GenBank genome assembly
AUGUUCUCAGAAAAAAUCUUAAAAGUAGAUCUUCAGAAAGCAAGGGGAAAAAGUCAAGAUUCACCUCCAAUAGCAACACAUCGUCAUGUUUCAUUAGCUAAUAUAGCUACAGCAUUUUUAAGUGAACGAAAAACAACAUCAAGACGUCAAAGUAGUGGUCGUCGAAAAAAACGAUUAACAUCUAAAGAUAAAAGAACAUCAGAUUCAAAAUAUCAAUCUAAUUAUUCAAAUACAUCUAGUAAUGCCACAGGACAACGAUCAUCAAUGCAAAAUAUGGAAGGUGGAAUAGCAACAAUUUUUAUGGCUAAUGUUAGUACAAAUACUAAUAACAAACAUCGAACAAAUUUGGUAAUAAAAAUCAUAAUUUUUAUUGAUUUAUAG